Molecule: messenger RNA, 1323 nt
Organism: Acomys russatus (golden spiny mouse)
Lineage: Eukaryota; Metazoa; Chordata; Mammalia; Rodentia; Muridae
Gene: Frzb
Product: frizzled related protein
Exons: 6
Coding region: 341-1312 (323 amino acids)
Biological process (GO): canonical Wnt signaling pathway; non-canonical Wnt signaling pathway
Cellular component (GO): cytoplasm
Molecular function (GO): Wnt-protein binding
Source: RefSeq, a predicted model, not a curated record
CUCUGAGUCCCUCAACUGAAUUCGACUUUUGUUUUUAUUUCUCUCUUGCUUCCUCUUCUACCCUCUCAUUGAUGGAUGUGCGAAGGCUAAUGCCUCUGCCAGAGCGCGAGGAAUAAAUAGAUGCUGCCUCGCCCAGAGGCUUAGACGCUUGGGAAGAGCAGCCAGCGCAGCUAAGCACCCGGGCUCCGCCAAGCUCGUGGACUGGACCGGGAGGACUUGAGUCCAAGCGAACUGAUUGUCCCGAGGGACAGCUCCCAGGUCGUUGUGCUCGCCUCGGGAGCACAGGAGACCACCGAACGCGCCUCUCGCGUCCCCCGCCCUAACCCAUCUUGCCAGGACCAUGCUCUGCAGAGGCCAGGAACGAAUGCUGUUGCUAUGGGCCGGGCUGCCAGUCCUGGCUGUGCUCUGCCUGCUCCAGGUGCCCGGAGCCCAGGCAGCAGCCUGUGAGCCUGUCCGCAUCCCCCUGUGCAAGUCCCUGCCUUGGAAUAUGACCAAGAUGCCCAACCACCUGCACCACAGCACUCAGGCGAACGCCAUCCUGGCCAUCGAACAGUUCGAAGGUCUGCUGGACACCCACUGCAGCCCCGAUCUUCUCUUCUUCCUCUGCGCCAUGUACGCACCAAUCUGCACCAUCGACUUCCAGCACGAGCCCAUCAAGCCCUGCAAAUCCGUGUGUGAGCGCGCCAGAGAGGGGUGCGAGCCCAUCCUCAACAAGUACCGGCACUCGUGGCCAGAGAGCUUGGUCUGCGAUGAGCUGCCGGUGUACGACCGUGGCGUGUGCAUCUCUCCCGAGGCCAUAGUCACCGCGGAUGGAGCCGAUUUUCCUAUGGAUUCUAGUACUGGGCACUGCAGAGAGGCCACCAGUGAGCGCUGCGAAUGUAAGCCUGUCAGAGCUACACAGAAGACCUACUUCCGGAACAACUACAACUAUGUCAUCCGGGCUAGAGUUAAAGAGGUAAAGAGCAAGUGUCAUGACGUGACUGCUGUCCUGGAGGUGAAGGAGGUUCUGAAGGCGUCGCUGGUAAACAUUCCAAGGGACACGGUGAGCCUUCACACCACCUCUGGCUGCCUCUGCCCACCACUGCAUGUGAACGAGGAAUAUAUCAUCAUGGGCUAUGAAGAUGAAGAACGCUCUAGGUUACUCCUGGUGGAAGGCUCUAUAGCGGAGAAGUGGAAGGAUCGGCUCGGUAAGAAAGUCAAGCGCUGGGAUAUGAAACUCCGCCAUCUUGGACCUGGCAAAACUGAUGCUAGUGAUUCUACUCAGAAACAGAAGUCUGGCAGGAGCCCUAACACCCGGCCAGCACGCAGCUAAGUCCUGAAAUG